Nelumbo nucifera (sacred lotus) is the source of this 1560-nucleotide messenger RNA. Its product is annotated as aspartyl protease family protein At5g10770-like. The record is from RefSeq and is a predicted model, not a curated record. Gene Ontology annotation, molecular function: aspartic-type endopeptidase activity. Lineage: Eukaryota; Viridiplantae; Streptophyta; Magnoliopsida; Proteales; Nelumbonaceae. Gene Ontology annotation, biological process: proteolysis.
AUGAUAGAGGUUGAAGUUAAUUCAUUUCUGCCGGAAACAACUUGCAUGUCAUCACAAAAAGGUUCUGAUUAUUACAGGAAUAAGCUGCAACUAGUAGACAAACAUGGACCCUGUUCGCCACUUGGCAAGAAAAAUCUCAGCAUCGAGGAAAUCCUCCUUGAAGACCAACUCCGAGUUCGCUCUAUUCAUUCCAUGAUUGGCAAACAAUUCUCUCCCAGAGACUACAAGGCUAAAAUUCCAACAAAGGCAGGUUACUCUCUCAAAACUGGCAACUUUAUUGUCAAUAUUGGACUCGGCACACCAAAGAAAUACUUUUGGGUGAGCAUCGACACCGGCAGCAGCCUGACUUGGAUCCGAUGCCAACCAUGUUCUAACUGCUCAGCACCCACCUUCAACCCUUCCAAAUCAUCCUCUUAUUCCAGCAUUUCAUGCACAUCGCCCGACUGCUCUCAACUCGGUUCCAACAAAUACAACUCUCCUCAAUGCACCAACUGCAUGUACCAAAUCCACUAUGCAGACACCGACUUCUCCAUCGGGAACUUCGGACGGGAAAAGCUCACACUCACAUCCUCCGAUGUCGUCCCCAGUUUUCAAUUUGGGUGUGGCCUGAGAAAUUCUCUCGGAGAUUCAACGUCAGGGCUUCUGGGUUUAGGGCCGAAGCAAGUGUCUCUGGUGUCUCAGACGGCUGCCAAAUUUGGCAAAGUUUUCUCUUACUGUUUCCCACGCUCAGCCAGCUCCACUGGGUACUUGGCAUUCGGCAACCAAACAGGCGCUACCUCCUCCGGCGUGAAGUACACACAGAUGAGAGCACUCUCGAGGCUUCCCGACAACUAUUUCGUCCUAUUAAUGGGAAUAAGCGUCAAUGGACAGAGAUUGAAUAUUUCAUCUUCAGCGUUCACAGACCCUGGAACCAUCAUAGACUCUGGCUCCUUGGUCACUCACCUACCGCGUUCAGCCUACAAUAUCCUCCGAGCAGCGUUCCAGAGAGCAAUGUCGAACUACCCAUCAGCACCACCAACGAGGACUCUUGAUACAUGCUAUAACUUGAGCAGGAACAGGACAGUCAAUGUACCUGCCAUCACGUUGCAUUUUGAAGGAGGUACCGACAUCCAGCUGGACCCAUUUUCAGGGGUUCUUUUUAAAAUCAGUGCAGUUCAGUAUUGCUUGGCUUUUGCUCCAAACAGAGAUCUAGUCGAUCAGACCAUCAUUGGCAACCUACAACAGCGGACAUAUGAGGUGAUCUACGAUGUGCCUCGAGGAAGCAUCGCUGCUCACCACUGCCCGCCGCCGCCUCCGGCAACACCUCCGCCUCCGCUUUCAGCAACGUUGCCAAAGGUGGGAGGAGGUGGCGCUGGUGGUUUCUCUGCCCAAGCCACCACCUCCGCCCACCAGUGCCGCUGUCGCCUCUGUCUCCACCCACCUCAGGCAAUAUUUCCGGAGGCGGAGGUGGAGGUGGCGGCGUUGGGCAGAAAAAUAACCACCAGUGCCACCGCCGCCGCCUCUGCUCAGACCACCUCCGACAAUGUUGCCGAAGGUGGAGGAGAAGGAGGGCAGAGAUAG